Messenger RNA from Eublepharis macularius, 2076 nucleotides. It is a transcript of the gene SF3B6, whose product is annotated as splicing factor 3b subunit 6. Gene Ontology annotation, cellular component: nucleus; ribonucleoprotein complex; cytoplasm. Bases 129 to 506 code for a protein of 125 amino acids. Gene Ontology annotation, molecular function: mRNA binding. Lineage: Eukaryota; Metazoa; Chordata; Lepidosauria; Squamata; Eublepharidae. The transcript is spliced from 4 exons. The record is from RefSeq and is a predicted model, not a curated record.
UUUUUGUGACGUAACACGCGCGUGCGCACUAGAAGCAUCACUGCUCUUUUUCGUCGGCUGCCGCGGCCUUCACGGAGGUAUUUGGUCUUCCCAGUGAUCGAAGCGAGGUCUCUAUUUAGACCGGCGCCAUGGCGAUGCAAGCGGCGAAACGCGCGAACAUUCGCCUUCCCCCUGAAGUCAACCGAAUUUUGUAUAUCAGGAAUUUGCCGUAUAAAAUCACAGCGGAAGAAAUGUAUGAUAUUUUUGGAAAAUACGGACCUAUUCGACAAAUCAGAGUAGGAAAUACUCCUGAGACUAGAGGAACAGCCUAUGUUGUCUAUGAAGAUAUCUUUGAUGCCAAAAAUGCAUGUGAUCAUCUGUCAGGAUUCAACGUGUGCAACAGAUACCUUGUGGUGUUGUACUAUAACGCAAACAGGGCAUUCCAAAAAAUGGAUACAAAGAAAAAGGAAGAACAGCUGAAACUCCUGAAGGAGAAAUAUGGAAUAAACACAGACCCACCAAAAUAAGAUCCUGGACCUUUGUGAGGAACCUGGGUCUAUGGACAGUUGUUUUAAUCCCUUCAUUAUUUUCUGGACUAAAAUAUUCCCUCAAAUAGGCACAUCGAUUUUAAAGCACUAAUGUCUUUAGUGCUUAAUUUUUUUUACAUAGAACACAUGACAAUUCCAGAUUCAGAAGAAUUUAUCGCCGUGUAACUCAGAUGUUAUUUUGUAGUUGGCGUUUCAAAAUAAAAACUAACCAUGGUAUUUGUUAUACUGCUGAUGAAAUUUCCUGGAAAUCAGAGGCUUAUACAAAAACGUUGUGCCUCAUUAAUAUAAUCAUUAACUAUAAGAAGGCAAGGAAAUGUAAAAUAAUUUUGAAGUUAAAUAUUGUAAAUCUGAUAAGUGAACACAUUUUUUCAAGUCUGAGUUUGAUUUCUGUCAUAAGGGCGUUUGUAUACUUUCAACUACAACAUUCUGUAUUACCUUGAGUGGUGUAAAGAGGCUGAUUUCAAAUGGGCAGAAUAUGAGAUAUAGAAGUGGGAUAUGUUGUAUUUUUAAGAUUGCCCCAUUGUUGAGAGGAGUCUGGUGCCCACACUUCCUCACUCAUUUGCCGCAGCAUUAUUAAGUCUGGAGUGUGCGAACAAGCUAAAACUGCCUGGCUCCUCCAUUGCAGGCUUUAAAGAUAAGAGGCACUUUGCGAUGCUGCCAACAUUAUAGCUGUUCUUAGUUAAGACAGGGUUUGGUUUCUCCGUUUGCUUUUCUCAUACACAAGUCCAGUCCCUUUAAUGAUAAAGAUUUAUGCUACGCGUCUGUAUACCACCUUCCUUUAUUGUUUGUUCAAAAAAGACUGUCAUUUCCGUGAUUAAAAUUGGUUAUGUGAUCCUGAGAUAAGUGCAUGUUGUGGGCAGCCCUCGUUCUUCUUUACCCUUCCAUUAACUUCAUAAAAGGUAGUGAUUAUACAGUUUGAAAGAUCAAAAAGGAUAAUAUACAUAGCUAUCCUGAACUAGCUCUAAUGGUGUUACUGUACUGAAUCUUCCCUCUCUUAGCAUUUUUCAGGGUAACAGAGACGAUGGAAAGGCGGGAGGGCAACCAAUCCGCAAAUUAUUUGGAACCAUUAAUUCUGAAUGCUACUUCAGUGUGGGUUUUUUGUUACUUUCCUGAGUGAUGGUGGCCAAUCGGGGCUCAGAAAGGGUAUGUAAUUGACAUCAAAGGCUACUUACUUAACAAACGUGGCUAUGUAGAGAUGGGAACAGCCUCUUGGAGGGCACACACAGUAUAUAACCAAUAUUACUAAAUUCCUGUUUAUUUUUUAUAUUAUAAAGUGCCUAUGUGCAAAAAGUGCUCAAUUACUGUAUAAAUGUUGUCUGAAUCAAUCACUCAUGAACAACAAUAUACUCAAUAACAUGAAGAGGGGGUCACUAUAUCAAUGCUAUGUACAUAUACACCAUCGGUACAGGAAAAUUCAAUUACUUACAUUCAUAAAUAGUAAUACAAAUUUUUCUUUCAGUUGUCUGAAGUUGACUUCAAUUGUUGGGUGUGCCUUCAGCAAUUUCUUCUUAUUAGUUGUAUUAAAGUCAAUAAAGUUCAUAGUACUGAU